Ustilago hordei is the source of this 573-nucleotide messenger RNA. RefSeq lists its product as uncharacterized. NCBI's taxonomy places the organism in Eukaryota, Fungi, Basidiomycota, Ustilaginomycetes, Ustilaginales, Ustilaginaceae. Bases 1 to 573 code for a protein of 190 amino acids. The transcript has 2 exons. The record is from RefSeq and is a predicted model, not a curated record.
AUGGUUUCCUCAGUAGGUGAAGAUGAGAUCGUUGCCACGAUCAAGUUCAAGCCGUCCAAACCAGGUGUCGUAGCUCGUCAACGCCAACAGGAGGACGAUGUGCUCGAUGACUGGGAUGCUGAAAGCAGCGAUGACGACGAUGUCUCUGACUCGAACAAGCCAGAUAUGAAGCAAGUAGACGUUUUCCGAACAACCAAGGAUCAAUGGACGGAAGCCAAUUUGCAAGCCCCAGCAGCCAUCCCAGUCGUAGCGUCUGGUCAUGGUCGUAGCUUACCGGGCGCAGCGUAUGGAUCACGUCUGCACACUAACAACAACCAGCAAACAUCUGCUUCUUCUUCACGACCACAGGCAGGUGUGACAAUAGCAGCGGCACCACCUCGCAUACUUCAGCGACCCAAGGAGGCGAUGCCAGGUAUGCGCAGUGACGGAUCUUCAACUCAUAUGUCCAACUCGGCAUCCCAAGAGCGUAAGACGGUCGAGCAACGUCAGGAAGAGUACCGCUUAGCGCGCGAGAGAAUCUUUGGUUCCUCAUUGAAUGCCUCUUCGUCUAAUAGCGGCUCUUCGAAGAGAUGA